Molecule: messenger RNA, 7087 nt
Organism: Pieris brassicae (large cabbage white)
Lineage: Eukaryota; Metazoa; Arthropoda; Insecta; Lepidoptera; Pieridae
Gene: MED23
Product: mediator of RNA polymerase II transcription subunit 23
Exons: 19
Coding region: 195-4289 (1364 amino acids)
Biological process (GO): positive regulation of gene expression; regulation of transcription by RNA polymerase II
Cellular component (GO): mediator complex; transcription regulator complex
Source: RefSeq, a predicted model, not a curated record
GUUUCAGCACCUUGUGAAAAAUAUUAUGGAUUUGAUUAGUAAAUGGACAUGCUGUCCAUUAUUAAACUAUUUUUAAGUUUACAUUAUAAGUUGUACCUAAUUUUAAAAUAAUGGAUCUCUAGAUAACUGUUGGCUUUGGCUAUGUAGUUUGAGGUUUUUCUCUUAAGGUCCAAGAAGCAAACAAGUGUGUAAAAAUGGCAGAAUCACAAAUAGCAAACAUUGUUAAUGAAAUACUUGUCCAAGAAGCAAACAAGUGUGUAAAAAUGGCAGAAUCACAAAUAGCAAACAUUGUUAAUGAAAUACUUCAUGUUGAAGCUGUAGAAGAAGCUUUUAGCUGUUUCUUAGUACAUCAACCUGGCCAGGAUAAUGAGGUUUUGAAUAUGCAUCUUAAAAAGUUUUCUGCUAUAAUGGCUAGUGCAACUGCAGAGUAUCAAGAUACAAUUAUCCGCAAGUACUUGGCCCUGACUGCAGUUUUAACCAACUGUAGGCACAUGAAGAAACUAAUCAUCCUUUUGGAAAACUUAGUAAACACAAAUGUUAUUCAAGCAAGGAUGCUAUGCGAUAGCGUACUUUCGUGUGAGAGACUAAAAUAUCAAAAUGCUGAGUUUUGGAUAGAGUGCUUCAAUUUGAUGAGAAGAAUAAUUGGUGGUGUUGAUUAUAAAGGAGUCCGAGAUGUCAUGAAGGGUUGUCGAGACAAAGCUCUUACAUUACCAGUAAAAUUAAGUUCCAGUACAAUGCCACAAAUGAAAGCUGUGCAUAACAUACUGGAAUAUAUUUUUGACCGAAAUGCAUCACUUUUACCUGCAUACUUUAUAGUGACGGAGAUACAAAAAGAUUAUCCUGACAACAGGCAUUGGCCGCACUGGCAACUAUCAAAACUAUUUACAAAAUUCGUGGAAAGUUUUAAGCCGUGUGCACAAAUGGUAACAAUAAUUGGUCACUCAAAAAUGUUGCCAAUAGUUGAAUUUUCCGGUUACGCCGACCACCUUGUGAAUCCAUGGCGGCUUGAUCCCACAACAUUGAAAUUUUGCUUAAAAGGAAACCUACCAUAUGACGAUGAGCUGUUUAAGCCUCAAAUUGAUUUGUUAAAACAUGUUUUACAACAGCCAUAUUCACGUGACACGAUGUGUUCGAUGUUAGGUCUUCAAAAACAGCAUAAACAAAGAUGUAUAGCAUUGGAGGACCAAUUGAUUGAGCUGAUGAUAUUACCAAUGGAACGGGGCGACCAAGAGAACGACGAAGACGAAAUGUCUUCGACGCAUUGGUGCUGGCUACAUCUAUCGUCACAAGUUAUUUAUUUAAUAUUGAUUGGUUUUGCCUCAUUUCCAAAUAUAGUGAUGGGGUUACAUAGCAAGUUGAUAGGGCAAGAUAUGAAGAAAGGUAGGGACCAUCUGAUGUGGGUGUUGCUUCAAUAUAUAUCUGGAAGCAUACAAAGGAAUCCUUUGUCAACCUUCUUGCCGAUUAUUAAAUUGCAUGAAUUGCUCUACCCUGAGAAAGAGCCGAUUCCAGUACCGGACUGUACAAAGGCAUAUUGUACCCAUCAGCUAGCUGUACUUUGCAUUUGGAUGCAUUUGUUGAAGAAAGCGGAGUCUGAACAUAAGACUAUGGUGAUGCCUCAGAAUUUGAAGCUUCAAUAUGAAUUUCUUCAACAUCUCAUGUCGUCAAACAAUGUCCCAUCACUAAUAGGCUCUGACUACCGAAUAGCGCUUUUGUGCAACGCAUACUCAACAAACCAGGAAUUCUUUGCCCGACCAAUGGGUAUAAUGAUUGAGACAUUGCUAGGUAACCAAAAGGCGUUACCCAACGGAAACCCCUCCACACCGUUACCCACUGUACCAUUAUCUAUGUGUAUACUGGACAGUUUGACCCUACAUUGCAAAAUGUCGUUGAUACAUUCUAUUGUGACUCAUAUAGCGAAAUUGGCGCAGAAUAAAACCAAUUUACCCAAUAUGAUGGCUCCGGCCUUGGUGGAGACGUACAGCCGCUUGUUGGUGUAUACUGAAAUUGAGUCGCUUGGCAUUAAAGGAUUUAUAAAUCAACUAUUGCCGAAUGUCUUUAAAUCUCACGCCUGGGGAAUUCUCCAUAACCUACUGGAUAUGUUCUCGUAUCGGAUUCAUCACUUUCAGCCUCACUACAGAGUGACAUUGCUGUCGAACAUACACUCACUCGCUGCUUAUCCACAAGCGAACCAAACUCAGCUGCAACUAUGUUUUGAGAGCACAGCCCUCCGACUAAUAACUAGCCUAAGUAGUUCGGGCGUACAAAUGCAAAUGUCCCGAGUUGUGACUGAGCCGAAGUCACUCGUGUCAAGCGAGAGUGAGGAGCUCAACCGAGUGCUUGUGCUCACUCUAGCACGUGGAAUUUAUAUGAGCGGUGCCGGUAGUGAUAGCGCUGCGGUUAAAGAGUUGCUUACAACGAUUAUGACAAACACACCACAUAUGUGGUCACAGCACACGCUGCAAUGCUUCCCGCCGGUCCUUGUCGAAUUUUUUACACAGAACCCUGCUACAAAGGAAAACAAGCAGGUCCUAAAGAAGUCUGUUGAGGAGGAGUAUCGUAAAUGGACAUCGAUGGCAAAUGAUAACGAUAUAAUAUCACAUUUCUCGGUUCCCGGAACGCCGCUUUUCCUCUGUCUCCUUUGGAAGAUGAUCUUUGAGACGAAUCGAAUUAAUCCAAUCGCGUUUAAAAUUCUGGAGCGUAUUGGUGCUAGAGCUCUGUCGGCGCAUUUAAGGAAAUUUUGCGAUUAUUUAAUGUUCGAAGUGACGAAUCCAGCCGGGGGGCCUCAUAUAAACAAAUGUGUCGACGCAAUCAACGACAUUAUAUGGAAAUAUAAUAUUGUAACAAUAGAUCGCCUGGUUUUGUGUCUUGUAUUACGACCAAACCCAGAUGGAAACGAGAGUCAGGUGUGUCUUUAUAUUAUACAACUUUUGUUACUAAAAGGUUCGGAGUUGAGAAAUAGAGCGCAAGACUUUGUUAAGGAGAAUUCGCCGGAACAUUGGAAACAGAAUAAUUGGUAUGAAAAGCAUUUAGCCUUCCAUCGUAAGUACCCAGAGAAGUUUGCCCCAGAAGAGGCAGGUGGGGCGUAUGGAGCACCAAUACCCGUUUACUUGAGCAACGUGUGUUUACGAUUCAUACCUGUGUUAGAUAUAGUAGUGCAUAGGCAUUUGGAAAUCCCUCAAGUGUGUAAGAACCUGGAACAGCUGCUGGAACACCUGGGGUAUCUUUAUAAGUUUCAUGAAAGACCAGUAUCAUUCCUAUACAAUACAUUACACUACUACGAGACGAAAUUACGGGAUAAGCCGCUAUUAAAACGGAAACUUGUGUCCGCGGUUUAUGGGGCGCUGAAGGAAGUGAGGCCGGCUGGUUGGGCGACCACCGAAGCCUUCCAGAAUUUUCUCCCCGACCCGAAUAAAGACAGAACACCGCAGAAUUUGGAAACUGAGUUCUUGGCUUGGGCCCCGGAAUUGAAUUACUAUUUGAGCUUGGUUACACGGAUGGUUGACACAAUGACGGGCCAUUCGCAUUUCCCAAACACCGAUUGGCGCUUCAACGAGUACCCAAAUCCCUCAGCGCACUGUUUGUAUGUCACGUGCGUCGAACUCAUGACCCUUCCAGUACCACCCGCUGAUGUAGCCAAUAACCUAUUGGAUGUGGUUACUAAAGGUUUCAUAGUAAUCCCAGCGACAAAGAUUCAACUUUGGAUAAAUGCCAUAGGAAUCAUCAUGGCGUCUUUACCCGAGGCCUACUGGGUUGUAUUGUACGACCGUAUAGUUGAACUAACCACAGCCUCCGAUAUGGUUGAAUGGUCCAACGAGUUCACCCCUUUUCAGCUGUUUAACCUAAAAAUGACCAAUUACGCGAUGUUGGAGAACAAAUUCAGUUUGACUUUGGCUUUGACACACGCGUUUUGGUACCACGCUGGCGCGGGCCUUAUCACGCAGAUGCCUACUUUUGUCAAAGAGAGACUGUCUCCCGAGAUCCAUACAGAAUCCCAAUUGAUAUAUCUCUGCCACCUUGUUGGUCCAUUCCUGCAGAGAUUUAACUCGGAUAUAUCAAGAGCUGUCAUGGAGAUCACCAUACUUUUAUAUGAGCUGUUGGCUCAUGUGGACAAAACUCAGGCGCAUUUGGACUUUAUUGAUCCAAUUUGUGAUUUACUUUAUCACAUAAAAUACAUGUUCGUGGGUGACACGUUGAAGAACGAGCUUGAAACGGUUAUUCGUAAACUUCGUCCCGCUCUGCAAAUGCGUUUGCGCUUCAUUACACAUUUGAACGUUGAAGAGAUCUUCUAGCAGCACGACUACUACAGCUAUACGCCUUCUAGCUCGAGUUCGAACUCAGAAUAAGUAAGCUGUAGUAUUAUCCUACGAUUGUCAUAACGAAGCUUCCAGUUACAAGAAUCGAAGUGUCGAUUGCCAUAAUAAACGAAGCGAUUAUUUAAUUACAGAUAUUAGCACGGAAUAAAUAAAAAAGGUUUGGAAGGGAGUUUGGUUGAAUUUUGUUCUAGUACUGAUGUUGUCUACUUUAUCCAUACAAAAUCUGUGAAGUGUUAAACAGUCAGUUGCUUUACAGUUGCGGCACGCUUGCUGUGCAUACACAACUCUUCCAUUCUUAUUUAUUUGUUCCGUUGAAGCAUUGAUGUCAAACGAAUAAAUGAUUUAGAUUUUAAUUAUAUUUGGAAAUCGGAAAUUCGAUUAUCCAUUGGUUACGAAGUUUCCAUUUAAGUGGUUGGAAGUACGCUUUCGACGAUUACAUUUAUAACGCGAAAUUGAUAAAUUUUGAUAUAGAAUGGUAAAUUAUUAAUAUGGGUUCUAUUAAUUACGUUUCGUAUAAGGAUAAUUUCUUAUGAAUUGAGAAAUAUCAAGUAAUUAAAUAAAAUUGUUCUAUGAACCGAGAUCAUCGAAUACUUAUUAAUAACGAACAUAAGUUUGUAUACAGAAUGUUUUGCCUUUUUUGACAUGAUUAGUGACUUGACAUGACAAUGACGUUUGUCUAGUGACAUUUUCUAGCUAGAUCAGAACUUCUUAGGCUUUGGCUUUAUUGUUCGGACAUUGGAAAAUUCUGUAUUUUUAUAGCAACAUUUUUAAUGUAUUCAUAUACUGUAGUGAGUGUAUUGAAGUUGGAAGAGUAUAAAUUAUUUAAAAUUGAUAUAUCAUACAAAAAGCAUUGCUAUACAAAAAGAUAUGUCGAACAAUAGGGGCAAUACAUACCCUUCACCCUGGUGAAGCCUUCAUAGAAUAGCAAUACGAAAACAUCUCUAAAUUUUAGCAGAGGAAGGAGUCAUGAGUAAAAACGUCGCACCAACGAGAAUGAUCAGAGAGCGAGGUAAAUGUAACACACGCUUUUGACGUACUGGAGUCAUACAAGUCGAAAUCUUACAUUUAAAAUGUCAAAACAUUCUAUAAAAUUAUUAAAUGAAAUUUAUGCUAUAAAUAAUUUCUACGAAAGUUAUAGUAUACCAUUAAGAAUAAAUCAUAAUUGUAAGAAUACUUAACCUGUUUUUAAUUAAAAUAGAUUAUAGACUUUUGGUCGACAACAGGGUACAAAUGUCACGAAAUGAAUUUCGUGACAUUUGACAGGAAAAUAAUAUUCAAGUAUGCUUUUUGUGUAUGAACAAUUAUGAUCAAUUUAUUGUAUUAUUUUUGCUAUAUAAUUAUAAGUAAUAAUGUAAAAUUUAGAAACAUUGAAUUUCGUAUUAAAAUGACGCGUCUUUGAAUAAGUGGUGAUCAAAUAGUUUAGUCUAUAAGAUCUGUUUUAAUAGAUUUUUGUUCCUUAUCUCCUCGAUAACACGAAUAUUUUUUGGUAUAUUGUGCUUGUAUAACAUUCAAAGACAAGAUACUUUGGAUAAACUUGUCUCUGGAUCGAAUUGUCAAUGUCAAUCUACGAGUGACUAUACUAUGGAAAUGUUGCGUUUUAAAUAUUUCAAGGAUUUAUGCAAAGUUACCGCUUUACAGUUUAAAUUCGUAUUUAGUUAUAUACAGCCACAGAGUGCUGCUCGAAAUUUCUUAUUAUUAUUUCGUUAACGUAUAUCUGUGUGUGUCUAGAUUUAACGACAUUCUCAUACUCUAUAUACAGGCAAAUCAUAUCUAAACCCCUUUAAAUUCCACCUACGGAACAGAGCUCAUUGUCAUCUUAUAAGUCGUCGCUUGUUUAUGGUUUUCUACAUAGAAUGAAAAUUUGUUUAUUAGCUGUAUCUUGUAAUAUAAAAUUAUACGAUUCACGAGUCCAAAUUGUUAUUAAAUAAAGCAAAUUUCGAAACAGACAUUUAUAGUAUUGUUAUUCGUAGAUGUUUUAGGCGUAAUAAAAUAGUCUGACGUAAGCAAUAAAUUAUUUGUGAAUAAUAUAAUCCAUGAGAUCUCGAGCUGGUUGUAAGUCAAGAAAUUAUUUUUUCUAUAUUGGUUGUGAACAGUGAAGCUCCACUUGGACCGAGAGGCAGGAUUUUAUAUCGUAAUUGCAUUAAUAAUAGUAAAACUGUUAAUAAAUUAUAUAACAUAAGUUAGUGUGUUAAAUAUUCGUGGUUAAUUCAGCAUUACAGAAGAAAUCGUAAACAGAGAAAAUUAAUUAGGACGAUAGGAUAGCUGAUUUUCCCUACAAAUAUGACAUUUUAAUUUAAUAGCUUAAGUCAGGUAGAUCCUAUUCUUAAUAUUCGUAUUUCAUUUGAAGAAAAGAGGGAGCUAACUCUUAAAAGGCCGGCAACGCACUCGCGAGCCCUUUGGCAUUACUGUCCAUGGGCGGCAGAGUAUUACGUGACCUCCUGCCCGUUUAUAAUACUGUAAGUUAUUAAGGGCCUAAAUGACGGCAUUUUUUUUAAACUAAAAUAUAACUCAUAUGAUUGAAGAUGUGUUGCCGACCUUAUAAGAAAGUGUAAGCUCUGAUUGUCCUCUUGGAUCAUCUACGUAUGAUAGGGCAGAUUGCACCAUGUUUCAGCCGUCUCUGCCAAGGAGAAAUAUUUUUUUUUAUCCUCUAAUGUGUAAUACCUUACAUACGUAAGUACUAACAAGAUGCAACUAUCACAAUAUAACUAAUUAAGAUUAAUUAUGUUUAAUAUGCAAUGUAAUCACACUUGAAUCGAUUGUAAUUAAUUUACUUA